Messenger RNA from Marmota monax (woodchuck), 12549 nucleotides. It is a transcript of the gene Erbb4, whose product is annotated as erb-b2 receptor tyrosine kinase 4. Lineage: Eukaryota; Metazoa; Chordata; Mammalia; Rodentia; Sciuridae. Bases 948 to 4697 code for a protein of 1249 amino acids. Gene Ontology annotation, molecular function: transmembrane receptor protein tyrosine kinase activity; ATP binding; epidermal growth factor receptor binding. The record is from RefSeq and is a predicted model, not a curated record. The transcript has 29 exons. Gene Ontology annotation, cellular component: signaling receptor complex; basal plasma membrane. Gene Ontology annotation, biological process: positive regulation of cell population proliferation; protein phosphorylation; cell surface receptor protein tyrosine kinase signaling pathway.
CGCGGCUGAGGAGAGCCUGCCUGGUUGCGUGGAGGGUUGUUUUAUUCCCACCCCUACCACCCCCCUUAUUUUCCCGAGUCUUAUUAAUUUCUCUGUGGGGCUGCAGCUGGAGACCGCGGAGCGCUGGAAAUGACGCUCGGAGCUUUAAUUACCGCAGCCGCUGGACAAGUGUGAGGAAAGCUGACAAGAAAAAGAAGGACAGGAUCGGGGGAGAAGCAAGAAGCUUCCCCGCCCCCCUUCCCUCCCGAUUUGGACUGGAGGUGCAAGGAAACUGAAAAAAGGAGCCGAACAUAGCCCUGCUGCGGGGAGAGGCCGGAAACCUACCGCCUCUUUGCAAUCAACUUUUUUUGGAAACCUUUUUCCCCCUUCCUUUUUAUUGUUGACCAACCAGUGAGAGAGAGAGAAAGUGAGGAGGGAGCGAGAAAGCAAAGGCGCACCCGGGGAAAUAGCUGCACAGUCCGGCCCCGGAGCACCAGGCGCAUACAUUCGAGCACACUCCCACUCGCACGCACACUCACGCGCACACUUCAACCCCUCCUCCGGACCCCGACCCUGGACCCGCGAGCGCGGACUGGGUCGCCAACCCAGAGAGCCGGUGCACAGAGCGCGCCGCGCCUGCCCCCUUCGCGCCCCCACGCGCGCCUGGCUGGAGGAUCUCCUCCGCGUGCCCGAAAGGGGAUAUGCCAUUUGGACAUGUAAUUGUCAGCACGGGAUCUGAGACUUCCAAAAAAUGAAGCUGGCGACAGGACUGUGGGUCUGGGUGAGCCUUCUCUUGGCUGCAGGGACCGUCCAGCCCAGCGCUUCUCAAUCAGGAGGAGGCCAGAAGGUUUAAGACUGAGGGACCUACAUGUGUGUGUGCAGGAACAGAGAAUAAACUGAGUUCCCUCUCUGACCUGGAACAGCAGUACCGGGCCUUGCGCAAAUACUAUGAGAACUGUGAGGUAGUCAUGGGCAACCUGGAGAUAACCAGCAUCGAGCACAACCGGGACCUCUCCUUCCUUCGGUCUAUUCGAGAAGUCACAGGCUAUGUGUUAGUGGCUCUUAACCAGUUUCGUUACCUGCCUCUGGAGAAUUUACGCAUCAUCCGUGGAACAAAACUUUAUGAAGAUCGGUAUGCUUUGGCAAUAUUUCUAAACUACAGAAAAGAUGGAAACUUUGGACUACAAGAACUUGGAUUAAAGAACUUGACAGAAAUUCUAAAUGGUGGAGUCUACGUAGACCAGAACAAAUUUCUUUGUUACGCAGACACCAUUCAUUGGCAAGAUAUUGUUAGAAAUCCAUGGCCUUCCAAUUUGACUCUCGUAUCAACAAACGGAAGCUCAGGAUGUGGACGUUGCCAUAAGUCCUGUACUGGCCGAUGCUGGGGACCAACAGAAAAUCAUUGUCAGACCUUGACAAGGACGGUGUGUGCAGAACAAUGUGAUGGCAGGUGCUAUGGACCUUAUGUCAGUGACUGCUGCCAUAGAGAAUGUGCUGGAGGCUGCGCAGGACCUAAGGAUACGGACUGCUUUGCCUGCAUGAACUUCAAUGACAGUGGGGCAUGUGUGACUCAGUGUCCCCAAACCUUUGUCUACAAUCCAACCACUUUUCAAUUGGAACACAACUUCAAUGCAAAGUACACUUAUGGAGCAUUCUGUGUCAAGAAGUGCCCACAUAACUUUGUGGUUGAUUCUAGUUCUUGUGUGCGUGCCUGCCCUAGUUCCAAGAUGGAAGUAGAAGAAAAUGGGAUUAAAAUGUGUAAACCUUGCACUGAUAUUUGCCCAAAAGCUUGUGAUGGCAUUGGCACGGGAUCACUGAUGUCAGCUCAGACUGUGGAUUCCAGUAACAUUGACAAAUUCAUAAACUGUACAAAGAUCAAUGGGAAUUUGAUCUUCCUUGUCACUGGUAUUCAUGGGGACCCUUACAAUGCAAUUGAAGCUAUAGACCCAGAGAAACUGAAUGUUUUUCGGACAGUCAGAGAGAUAACAGGUUUCUUGAACAUACAAUCAUGGCCCCCAAAUAUGACUGACUUCAGUGUUUUUUCCAACCUGGUGACCAUUGGUGGAAGAGUACUCUAUAGUGGCCUCUCCUUGCUGAUCCUCAAGCAACAAGGCAUUACCUCUCUACAGUUCCAGUCUCUGAAGGAGAUUAGUGCAGGAAACAUCUAUAUAACCGACAAUAGCAACCUGUGUUAUUAUCACACCAUCAACUGGACAACCCUCUUCAGCACCAUUAACCAAAGAAUAGUGAUCCGGGAUAACAGAAAAGCUGAGAACUGUACUGCUGAAGGAAUGGUGUGCAAUCAUCUAUGUUCCAAGGAUGGCUGUUGGGGUCCUGGGCCCGACCAGUGUCUUUCAUGCCGACGCUUCAGCAGGGGAAGGAUAUGCAUAGAGUCCUGUAACCUCUAUGAUGGUGAAUUUCGGGAGUUCGAGAAUGGCUCCAUCUGCGUGGAGUGUGACUCCCAGUGUGAGAAGAUGGAAGAUGGCCUCCUCACAUGCCAUGGACCGGGACCUGACAACUGUACAAAAUGUUCUCACUUUAAGGAUGGUCCAAACUGUGUAGAGAAAUGUCCAGAUGGCUUACAGGGGGCAAACAGUUUCAUUUUCAAGUAUGCGGAUCAGGAUCGGGAGUGCCACCCAUGCCAUCCGAACUGCACCCAAGGGUGUAACGGUCCCACUAGUCAUGACUGCAUUUACUACCCAUGGACGGGCCAUUCCACUUUACCACAACAUGCUAGGACUCCCCUAAUUGCUGCUGGAGUCAUUGGAGGUCUCUUCAUCCUGGUCAUCGUAGGUCUGACCUUUGCAGUUUAUGUUAGAAGGAAGAGCAUCAAAAAGAAAAGAGCCUUGAGAAGAUUCCUGGAAACAGAGCUGGUGGAACCCCUGACUCCCAGUGGUACAGCACCCAACCAAGCUCAGCUUCGUAUUUUGAAAGAAACUGAACUCAAAAGAGUAAAAGUCCUUGGCUCAGGUGCUUUUGGAACCGUUUAUAAAGGCAUUUGGGUACCUGAAGGAGAAACAGUGAAGAUUCCUGUGGCUAUUAAGAUUCUCAAUGAGACGACUGGUCCCAAAGCCAAUGUGGAGUUCAUGGAUGAAGCUCUGAUCAUGGCCAGCAUGGACCAUCCACACCUAGUCCGCCUAUUGGGUGUGUGUCUAAGCCCAACCAUCCAGCUGGUUACCCAGCUGAUGCCCCACGGCUGCCUGCUGGAAUACGUCCAUGAACACAAGGAUAACAUUGGAUCACAGCUGCUGCUGAACUGGUGUGUCCAGAUAGCUAAGGGAAUGAUGUACCUAGAAGAAAGACGGCUUGUUCAUCGGGACUUGGCAGCUCGAAAUGUGUUAGUGAAAUCGCCAAACCAUGUGAAAAUCACAGAUUUUGGAUUAGCCAGACUCUUGGAAGGAGAUGAAAAAGAAUAUAAUGCUGAUGGAGGAAAGAUGCCAAUUAAAUGGAUGGCACUAGAGUGUAUACAUUAUAGAAAAUUCACCCACCAGAGUGACGUUUGGAGCUAUGGAGUCACUAUAUGGGAACUGAUGACCUUUGGAGGGAAACCCUAUGAUGGAAUUCCAACUCGAGAAAUUCCUGAUUUAUUAGAAAAAGGAGAACGUUUGCCUCAACCUCCCAUCUGCACCAUUGACGUUUACAUGGUCAUGGUCAAAUGCUGGAUGAUUGACGCUGACAGUAGACCUAAAUUUAAGGAGCUGGCUGCCGAAUUUUCAAGGAUGGCUCGAGAUCCUCAAAGAUAUCUUGUUAUUCAAGGUGAUGAUCGUAUGAAGCUUCCCAGUCCAAAUGACAGCAAGUUCUUUCAGAAUCUCUUGGAUGAAGAGGACUUGGAAGAUAUGAUGGAUGCUGAGGAAUACCUGGUCCCCCAGGCUUUCAACAUCCCUCCCCCCAUCUAUACUUCCAGAGCAAGAAUUGACUCAAAUAGGAGUGAAAUUGGACACAGCCCUCCUCCUGCCUACACCCCCAUGUCAGGAAACCAGUUUGUAUACCGGGAUGGGGGUUUUGCUGCAGAACAAGGAAUGGCAGUGCCCUACAGGGCCACAACCAGCACAAUCCCAGAAGCACCAGUUGCUCAGGGAGCUGCAGCUGAGAUUUUCGACGACUCCUGUUGUAAUGGCACCCUGCGUAAGCCCGUGCAACCCCAUGUCCAAGAGGACAGUAGCACCCAGAGGUACAGUGCUGACCCCACAGCAUUUGCCCCAGAACGGAGCCCACGAGGAGAGCUGGAUGAAGAAGGUUACAUGACGCCUAUGAGAGACAAACCCAAACAAGAAUACCUGAAUCCAGUGGAGGAGAACCCUUUUGUUUCUCGGCGAAAAAAUGGAGACCUUCAAGCUUUGGAUAAUCCCGAGUAUCACAAUGCUUCCAGUGGCCCACCCAAGGCAGAGGAUGAGUAUGUGAACGAGCCUCUGUACCUUAACACCUUUGCCAACACCUUGGGGAAUGCUGAAUACCUGAAGAACAACGUUCUGUCUGUGCCAGAGAAGGCCAGGAAAGCGUUUGACAACCCUGACUACUGGAACCACAGCCUGCCCCCAAGGAGCACCCUACAGCACCCAGACUACCUGCAGGAGUACAGCACAAAAUAUUUUUAUAAACAGAAUGGACGGAUCCGGCCUAUCGUGGCAGAGAAUCCUGAAUACCUCUCUGAGUUCUCGCUGAAGCCAGGCACUGUGCUGCCUCCUCCACCCUACAGACACCGGAAUACUGUGGUGUAAGCUCAGCCCUGGUUCUAAGGUGGAGAGACACGCCCGCUCCAAUUUCCCCACCCCCUCUCUUUCUCUGGUGGUCUUCCUUCUACCCCCCCAAGGCCAGUAGUUUUGACACUUCCCAGGGGAAGACAUAGAGACGCAAUGAUAGUUACUCGCUUAUCUAACUUGAGCAUAAGAAGGAAGGACUGAAAGAGAAAGACAGGAGGAACCACACUGUUUCUUCAUCUCUCUGAAUGGGUUGGUUAGGAAAGUGAACAGCUGGAGAUGGACCAGAAAAUAUAAGGCAAUGCUGCCUGCUGUCAAACUAGCUCUCUCUCUCCCUUUCCCUCCCUUCCUCCCUCUGUUCCUUUCUUCUUUCUUCUUUCCUUUUUUUUUUUAAUUGCUGAUGGUUGAACCACCCACACUAUCUGUUCCUUCCUGUAGUAAUUGAUGACCAUAUUCAGCAUCCCUGGGAAUCAUUAAAUUUCCAUUAGAACAAAAGGAUAAUCAUUUCAGUAACAUGAGACUAAGUGAGAUUCAGAAUCCAAUUUUUUCCUCAAUAGUUUCUAUCCUGGCAAGGAAGAAUGAAAAUCCCAGCUUUCAUAAUUUUUAAAUCUUCACCAACUUCAUAUAUAGUAAUUUUGUUUGGAAGCCUUUUCUGAUUUAUUUUUCUUCUCCUCCUCUUUUCCUUCUCUAACUUCUUCUUUUUUUGCUUUGGCUUAUGUCUUUGUAUUGGUUACUUUUCUAUUUGGGGCUUUAAUUUCUACUUGCAAGAAUAUUUCCAUCAAAGCUUCUUUAUAUCAUUUUUAAAAUAUUUUAAUAUGAUGAAAUGGGCACUAUUUAAAAAAAAUCAGUCUUUAAAAUUAGAAGGGAAGGUCAAGACCCUAGUUAAAUUCUGCACCAACUCUAGCAUUCAUGUUUUGCACUAUUGAAUAUAUUCUCCCCCACCCUUUACAUUCUUCAACAUUUUCUUCUCUUCCAUAAAUGGCAGUACUUGAUAGGCAGUUGAUAAUCUUAAGAAUAGAAGGAAUCAAGGAGAUCGUUCUAUGUGGUUCAAGAAAACUACUGAUACAUUCAGGGGUGGUCCAAUGGGGGAAUCCAUGAACUGGAAGAAACACACUGGAUGGGUAUGUCUACUUGGAAGAUAUUCAGAAAUGUAGUUUGCACUUAAGCUAUAAAUUUAUUUGUUAUUUUUCUGAACUCCAUUUUGGAUUUUGAAUGAAGCAAUAUGGAAGCAACCAGCAAAUUAACUAAUUUAAGUACGUUUUUUCUUUAAGAGCUAAGAUAAAGACAGACUGUGGAAAUGCCAAAUGAAGCAAAUUAGGAUUUUGGAACAAAAUCCAGGGAUUACAGUGACACAGCGAGCACAUUAGCUCCAUAGGAUAUCAUGUUUGCUACAUAAGGAAAUUUGUUCAGUUUGAAUAUUCCAUAUGAAGGAAUGCAAGUAAAGGAUUGGUUUGAAUUCCAUGGAAUUUCUAGUAGGAGACUCUCUUUAUAUUGAAUAGAAGGUAACUCUUUGCAUAGAUUGGUAUAACAUGAAGAAAAAAACAAAUAUUCAUAGCUUGUAGGUAGGUCCUUGGGUCAAAAUUUGUAAAUAAAUGUGAAAAUUCUUCUCAUGCAAUCAUUUUAUUCUCUAACACAUGAAUCUUUUGACAUUUCGACUUAAGAACUCUUUUUCUGCACACACUGCUCCGAGAUGUAUAACCAUCUGUGACUUUUCAUUUUAAAAGAACAUCUACUGAGUUAAGAUGAGUGAUGAAAACAAAUGACAGCUGAGUUUCUAGUAAAGCAGGGGCUCACAUUAAUAGGAAAAUUAUAUACAUAUACAUAUAUAUGUAUAUCUAUACAUACACGUAUAUAUGUAUAUGUGUGUGUGUGUAUAUAUAUAUAUAUAUAUGUUUUCUGUUUUGCCCAAAAAUCAUUUAUAAUUUAAAAAAUUACUUCUUUCUAAUGUUUAAGAAUUGGGAGCAAAGGAAAUUCAAUAACCUAAAGAUAAUCAGUUAAACUAAAAAUGUCCAUUGGUAAAGCAGAGAAAGAUUAGAGGGGGAAAAUUCCAAGUAAAUCUGUUUCUACCUAAUUUGAAAAACAAAUCUAUUCAUCCAAAACCUAUUUAUUCAACAGAUAUUGAUUUAGAGUCUACUAAAGGCACUAUGUUAUGUGGGGAACAUAGAGAUAAAUAGAAUAUCCUCCCUGACUUCAAAAUUUUGCAGUCAAGACUUAUUUAGAAUGAAAUUUUAAUUUCUCCAUGAGUUCAAAGACUCAGAUUGCAUGGAUUAUUUUGUGAGUAGCAUCCAUAAAAUCAGAUUUUUUAAGUAAAAAAGUCCUGUAAACUAAUUUGGAACAUGAAUGAAACAUCCUUCAAGUUACUGAAAUUGGCAAAUAGGAUAAUUUCUACCAUAUCCUCCAAACAUGGUCUAAUAGGAUAUAGCCUCACUGGCUCAUUGGUCUAUCUGGAUUCCAACUUCACCAUUAAAACAAUAGCCAAUGAUGAAUGAUCUUUGGUGAAAUCCCUUAGAGGUGCUGGGGUUGGUCUCAAGUUCUCAGGAGUCAGGCAAGCUGAAAGAGUGAGGUUAAGGAGAAGGAAAAUUAGUGAGGUUCUUUCCAGUGAAGUUCAUCACUUUCUCAAGGAUGAAAACACAGAUUGACUCAGGACCACAACCUACCAUCUCAAAACUCUUCUCCUCCAUUCAGAGAAAUUUCUAGGAAAAGGGCACUUCAUCUUUGUACCCAUGAGAAUUGAAUAUAAACCCCUCUUUCUAGAUAAAUCUGUAUCAAGUCAUCAUUGACAGCACUACUUGACCUUUUCAUUUACAAUAUUCAUAUGACUUUUGCCAUAUGAAUGGGAAGCAGGAACACCUAAUUUGAAGAAGGAAAAAUAAUAAUCUUUUUUUAACUGUUAAGGUAAUAGAUAUAUACUUAGCAUAUACAGUCUCCUUUCUCUUAAAACAUAAGACUUACAGUUUAUGUAAUUUCCCUGUAAUCACUAGAGAUUGAUGUAAGUACAAUUCAAACUGGCCUAAAGUACUUAACGUUUCUUUUGAAUGAUUUGUCUCAUAUGCUUGAUUUCCAUUGUUUGGGGCUUUCAUUUUUGUUUUAUUUUUGUCCCCUAGGAAGACAUAUUUAACAGUAUAUAAGAAGGAGUAAAAAUAACAUUUUAACCCAGUAGAGUGAAAUCUUAAAACACAAGUUAAAGCUUCCAAAUUGCUUUGGAAUAUCAGAAACCAGAGGCCAGUGGUAUCAAUGGAAAUAUGCAGAAUCUAUUGUGUAAAUUUGAGAAAAUUAAUAUUAAAACUAUACUGACUGUUUUUUUUAAAUUGCCAGAUUUUGUCAAUUGAGCCUAUCUUGUAGAAUCCUAUUUUAAGACACAGGAAAACCUUAUAAAUUGUUGUUUAAAGAAUUAGUUCUUAAACAGGUACGAAAAGGUGUCUUCUAAACCUGAGUAAAUCCAGAAUCACAAGGCAUGUGUGGCACAGAGGUACUUUGAUGACCUAGCAGCUGUUGGUUUUCUGAAUAUUAUUAGUAGCACAGGAUCAGAGUGUUUUCUUCAGAAUCAUUCUCAAAUAACAUGAAAAACAAAGCAAUAUUUAAACUCUAUUAAAAACUAAGAAACUUAGCUUUGUAUAUCAGGAGGAAUGGACCUAGUAGUGUACAUUGAAGUUCUUCCUGGUGUGUCAGUGUCAAAGAUUGAUGUGGCACGAGGAUGGUGCUCAUCUCCAAUGCUAGGGAAAGAUAGAAAAAGUGCUUUGAGGCUCUGCUGCUAGAUGAACUUGGAAGGAUGAUUAGUGCACUUUGUGAAGUGUCAAAAAGCAAAAGAAAAUUAACAUCAUUUACGCCUGACAGGGAAGGAUGUAAAUACAAAUUUUUUUUAGAGCUAUCUAACCUUUAUUUAAAAACUUGAAUUAUUCACCCACCUGUAGUUGUUAAUUAUUUAACUAGUCUAUGUAGUUCCUAAGGUAAUAGAAAAGGGGAUCAUGAAAGCAUGUAUAUAACUGGACAGAAUCACGAUAAUGCUGUAAGAUGUAGAUUUAGUUAGGUUGUUAUCUGAUGUUAAGCAGUUUUAAUAUUACUAAUUAAAUCAAAUAGAAAACUAACCAUAAGGUAUAAUGUAACUAAAUAAAAUUCAGGAUAUGAAAAUGUAGAAUGUAAAAUUAAGUUUGCCAUUUAAAUUGUUACUUGUGGGGUUUAGCUGAGAGUAGACAUCUAUGGUUCCAAAUUUGGAAACUGUUUAAAGCACUACAGUGAAAUUGUUUCUAGUUUUCUUAUUUCUUUAUCACUUUUCAAAUGUAUUAAGCCUAAAGAGAAAUUUAUUUUAUGUUUUUCAUUUUGUUUUGCAAAUACCACCUUGUAGCAUUUAGUAGGUAAAUAUGUUGCAUGAGAUUUUAAGAAGUCUUCAAAAUGAAGUAAAGAAGAUGAAAAUAUUCUAUUACCUUAUGCAGAGAUUAAAAAAAGAAAAAGAGAGCGAAAAAGAGUGCUGUCAUUUAGAAAGCAAACAAAAUGUAUUUAAAUUGUGACAUAUCCUUUGUUUUCUCAACAUGCCUUUUAGCCUCCAAAACCAACACGGAAUUAGUUAACAUUUUUUUUUUCUGACAAACACAUGUUAAACCAAACAUUUUAAAUGACUAUAUUGUCAUCCUUUUGGACUCUAGAUUUUAGAAUGAUGAUUUGGUAUGGGGCAAAUGAAAAAUUCAGGUAUAACUUUUUAGCUGUUAAAAAGACAGAUAAAUCAACUUCAAUUGUAUGCACUGUGGGCAGAACAUCCCGAUCUGCCUGCGUUCAUGGACUUUGUUGUGUGUCAGGUGAAGGACAGCCUUAUACCUGUCUAGGCACAUAAAGGCACACUGGUGCCUGCUUGUUAUUUGCUCAAGAACAAGUAACAAUGUGUGGAAGUAGAUAACGUAUAAUUUUAGGAGAUCACUAUCAGUAAAGACCUUAUUCUCACUAUUACUACAGUGGGGUCAGCUUGUAUACUUUUGGGUAGAAUUAAUACCUUUUUUUUUUUUUCCUGAUUCUGGAGAUGCUUUUACAAAAGGAGUUUUCUCCGCAGUUGUAAACACAAAGCUGUUGUGGGUAUCCUGUGGGGCCAGGAGCCCUUGACUUUGUGUGGGUUAAUUUCUUUUAACACUAUGGGCUGCUUUGUUCAAUUCAUUAGAAGAAAGGAUUCUGUAAAAUAGUAGAAAUUCCACACGCUGUUCAAGUCCCACUGACUUUGUAGAGAGGCAAAAUAAUAGGAUAUGUCACUUUUCCAAACUGCUGCCUCAUCUCAUUCCUAGCCAGGUGAUAUUUUGGGCAAGAAGAGAAAGCUUCUAGAGUCAUGUGUUGAAAAGGCUCCAAACCCCAAUUUCAUGGGGGCAUUCACAUGGAAAACACUCUUUGACAGUCAGCUUUGCAAGUAUAUGAUUAUCUUGUUAGGAAUCACAGAAAAUUUUAUUUCUGUCUGAACUUUAGAGGAAAAUAGCACCUUACUUUUUUCCCCCCCUCAUUGACACAGCUGCCCCUAUUGUCUUCACUUUCUACCACCUAGUUCAAAGUGGCUCAUUAGGAUGCUGACCCUCUCUUAAGCCAUAGUGGAUCUCUGGGGUCCAACACCCUGCUCUGCUAAAUACUGACGUAGCCUUUAUCCUCAGAUGCCUGAUUUUUUCCAUAAAAUAUGUUACCAAUUUGGACACUAUUUAAAUUAUUUUCAAAUAGAUUAUUGCACAGAGAAUACUUUAGAAUAUUAAAAUUGUUUUUCCAUGAAGAUUAAUUCUCUUCCUGUGUUCUUGAAUUUGAGAUGAAAUCAGCCCCAACAUGCAUCUCAAAAUUCACAUACAUGCACAUGUUCUUCUAGGUCUUAGAUAUAAUCUUUCUGUAAAUCUAUAUGUGUAACUGAGAAGUGAUUUUGCUAAAAAAUUAACUUAUUUACUUUAUUCAUCUUAUUUUAUUUCUAAUUGCAAAUAUUUUAUAGCUGCUGUAAUUUGUUUUCCAAAUGAGGAGUCUUAUUAUCAUAAAGGUAAAGGCUUAGCAACUUUGAGAACCUCCUGUGACUUUUCUUCAGACCGUUCACCCAUCUAACCAGUUUAUAACGAGUGCAAUUUCACUGUAAUGGAAAUCCAUGUUUUCUGAUAGAACACCAUUCUUUCUCUACUUUUGCUCUUUAAGGACAUUUUUCCUGUAAUGCCCUAGCAAGUUGUCCCUGUAUCAUGAGAACUGGUUAUAUUUGUCCAAAUAUACAAACAUAGGAAAACAAAGUUUCUUACCCGUAGGCUAUAGUCUUCUUGUCCAAGCCACUUUUCCUUUUCUGCUAUUUUUGUCCCUAACGUGUAUAUGUUUUCCCCAGGCCUAUAGCCCUUUUGAAGAAAAGCAAAUCAGACCUUCUAUGUAUUGACAUAAACCUGGUUUUCAAGUAUCAUUUCUGGAGUUUUCAGUUAAUGGAGAGGUUGUACCUUUCCCCUUAAUGUGUGAGUCGUUUUCCUGUAUAUUUCUGGAUCUCUCAGGGGCUGGGAGGGGGGAGUGAGGGGACUACAACCAUAGCACUCCAAGAACCCUUUUGGAAUUACUACAGUAAUCAACUACGAAAGUUAUUUUCUAAGUGUAGAUAUGUAAGCUGUUCUCUUAAAGUAAGGUACUUUGAAAUAUGUAGCAUAAACUGGUACUGCUGUUAAAUGGGUCGAUUAUUAUACUGAGCAGCUGUGCGAGGGCAGCUAACUUUGAAUGUGCAUCUCACUGGCUGGUGUGUCUACAUCUCAUAUUGUGAGCACCAGGGAUUGCACCACUGCAUGUUGAAAAUGCAUUUUCUCACUGUUUGACUAGUCGUUCAUCUGUUUCUUGAGCAUAGGAACAAGAUGUUAAGAUGUAAUGAAAAUGAGAUGAACGUGUCACACGACUCAUAGCACAAAACAAUAAGCCACGUGAAAUCUUCUCUCAAAUUCUCAUCUCAUGCACGCAUCAAAGUAGUUGACUAAGGUCAGUUUGGGUGAUAAAGGGAGACACUUUACCGAAAGGCAGAGUUGUGUUCACGUCCUUAUUUUCUUAACUUGUAAAAGAAAACAAGUCCUCUCUCCUGUUGAAGUAUCUUCAAAGGACAGGGGUACAAAAAUAACUUGCUGGUAAGCCAUCAAUGUUUCAUUUAAAUCCCAGCGUUCAAAGUUAGCUGCCUUUUUGAAAUAAACAAACAAAAAAUACUACUGUAUGUUUGAAAAUGUGAAUAGUAUUUUUAUAGCUUGUUAAAGACAUGGCUAGUUGCAUUUGUAAAUAAGGAUAAUGUUGCUUUGAUUUUCUUUUGUGAACAUCUUUAUAUGGAACAUAAUUGUCUUUAGGGUUGAUUUGUAUAUAAGUAAUUGGCUUGUGAUUGUUUCUUUUUUUGGUUGGAAGUUAUCAUUUUGACAUUACUCGUGAUUCUGUGUUCAGCACUAUUGUGACGUGUCCAACCUCUGCACUCGCUUACACAAUAGGAUAUGCCAAUUGUGUGUGGUGUAAUGUUAUUUUAAUUUUUUUUCUAUUUUAUCUAUGAAGGAUUAUGCACUUAACACAUACUAACUUUUUUAAUGUUAGGUAUAUUUUUAGUAUAAUUUCCCUUAUUCUCUCCUCUCCUCCAGCCUUUCACCCCUUUCCCCGCCCUUCCCCUGAUUUCUGUUGUUAUUCAAGAAUGAGGGAGAAACAGUAUUUUAAAUUUAUGUAAUUAGGCUUUUCAGUUAGUUCUCAAGGAUCCUCCUUUGGCUCUUGGGAAAGAAUUAUACCUGUUCAAGGCAAUUAUAGAAUGCGAACUGCUUUGCCUCAUUCCGUACUGAUCAUCCCAGCUGAACAAUUUGAAAACUGUUCUGCCUUUUUGUUACAUGAAUCUGUCAGAAAUAUAUUUUUAAUUUAAUAUAAAUGAAAUUCAAUAAAAUAUGAAACAAAUGUU